UCUGGUUUCUUUUUUGACGAAAAUCAACAUGUCCGACUCAGGAUCAGAAUCCGACAUUGAAAUUCAAAGACAAGUCAUGAAGAAAUCAACAAAAAAACCGCCUAAAAGUCCCGACGAACAUCUUAAACGGGAUCCGAAAAAACUAACCACGAAAGACAUGGUACAUUCGGCUUUAAAAGAACUGAAUACACGCAAAGGUGUAUCCUUGUAUGCUAUCAAGAAAUACAUGGUCGAAAGAUACAAUGUUGACACCGAUAAAAUUAAUUAUUACAUCAAAAAAUACAUCAAAACUGGAGUUGAAUCCGGUGUUAUCAUGCAAACAAAAGGCAUCGGAGCGUCCGGAUCAUUCAAACUCGCUCCCAAUAUGGAUAAAAAGAAGAAAAAACCAAUGAAGAAAAUGGAAAAGUCCGAUAAACCUGAGAAGAAGGAGAAAAGCGAAAAAAUUAAGAAGAAAUCAGCACCAAGCGACAAAACGGAGAAGAAAUUAAGCAAGAAAUCAGAAGAUAAAUUAACAAAAAAGAAAGAAUCAACAAAGUCUACGAAAGACAAAGAGAAAAUGGUCAAAAUUACAAAAGAAAAACCAUCGAAAGAAGGUAAAGCAGUGAAAGUUGCCAAAAAGGUUAAGACGUCGAAAAAUUCUAAAAUGGCGACGGAAACUCCCGCCAAAAAACGGACGAUUAUGAUGAAGAGAAAAAGCAUCGGCUCGAUAAUCAAACCGCCUAAAAUGAAGCCCAAGUAAUCGAUACUAAUUAAAUCGAUUAUGUAUGUGUGUGGUUGUAAAAAGGUGUGAAUGUUAUGUUUAUUAUUUUCUUUAUUAUUAUUUUUAUUGUAUUAUUUUGUUAGAAUCAUUAAAACGAGCUAUAAUGGUGCUAAUUCCUGUAAAUAGGUACUAUCUAAUUUUAUUUUAAGUUAUGUCUCAUUUUCUUAUCCGCCGAAAAGUUAAGGGACGGAUAAUCGACAAGCAUAAAAUUUAUGGAACACACGUGAAUUUUAACCACAAAUCUAAAACAACCGUCUAAAAAUUUUACAUCAGUCAAUAACCCGACACAGUUAAGUAGACAGCACGUCAAACGGAUUGCAUACCAGCGACAUACCUUUUUGAUUCGCCCGGGUUAUUCAUUCAUUUACUCAUCCUUCCUAAAAUUAAGAGCUGUGAAUCAUCCGUCCUUUUUCUUUUCGACGGAUAUGAAAAUGACGGAUAUAACUUAAAAUAAAAUUAGGCGGUGUCUGCAGGAAUCGGGGCCAUUAAGUAUUUACCUACUUACUUAAAUUAUCAA
Messenger RNA from Pectinophora gossypiella (pink bollworm), 1277 nucleotides. RefSeq names its product histone H1.1, embryonic-like. Bases 29 to 739 code for a protein of 236 amino acids. Gene Ontology annotation, molecular function: structural constituent of chromatin; DNA binding. Gene Ontology annotation, cellular component: nucleosome. Lineage: Eukaryota; Metazoa; Arthropoda; Insecta; Lepidoptera; Gelechiidae. The record is from RefSeq and is a predicted model, not a curated record. Gene Ontology annotation, biological process: nucleosome assembly. The transcript has a single exon.